AUGGCAAAAAACUAUUACAAGUACGAGCCUUCUCUGGCAGCGGCCGUCAUAUUCAUCAUCACAUUUUCAGCUUCGUCUCUUCUGCAUGCCUUCCAGAUCAUCAAGACCAAGACAUGGUUCUUCAUUCCCUUCUUAGUCGGUUCAUUGUUUGAAACGAUCGGCUUCAUCGGACGAGCUAUAGGCGCCGGAGAAUCACCCAAUUAUACUUUUGCCCCAUAUGUGAUGCAGCAUUUGCUGCUUCUCCUUGGGCCGACUUGCUACGCUGCUUCUAUCUACAUGAUCUUGGGGCGACUCAUUCGCUUGCUGGACGCCGAGAGAUACUCGUUGAUCAGGUCGAGUUGGCUGACCAAGUUCUUCUUGAUUGGAGACUUGCUUUCUAUCGCACUUCAGGGCAUUGGAGGCGGAAAGGUCGUAAAUGCCGAGACCGAAAACGAUCAAUCGGCUGGAGAGAAUAUUAUCAUCGCCGGACUUGUCGUACAGAUCAUUUUCUUCAGCCUGUUCAUGAUUGUCACCUGUCUUUUCCACUUAAGAAUCAGGAAGAAUCCAACUGCGAGAGCCGAGACUAUUAGCACCCGCUGGGAGCUGUUUCUAGUCGUCCUGUACAUCACCAGCAUCCUGAUCCUAAUCCGCUCUCUCUUCCGUCUGGUAGAGUACGCCAUGGGCCACGACUCGGAGCUACAGUCCAAGGAGGUCUACAUUUACGUUUUGGAUGGUGCGCCCAUGUUGAUUGCCAGCGCCCUUUUCAACAUUUUCCAUCCAUCUAAGUACCUAGUGGCUGGGAAGCAGCUUAUGGAUGGGUCGGACUCUGAGAUGCAGUUGGCAGAUUACAGUACCGCCUAUCGGCCUGUUGUUUAA
Messenger RNA from Fusarium keratoplasticum, 855 nucleotides. RefSeq lists its product as uncharacterized. The record is from RefSeq and is a predicted model, not a curated record. Gene Ontology annotation, cellular component: membrane. The transcript is spliced from 3 exons. The coding region runs from base 1 to 855 and encodes 284 amino acids. Lineage: Eukaryota; Fungi; Ascomycota; Sordariomycetes; Hypocreales; Nectriaceae.